AUGCAUGAGCACUUGCGGCGGCCUCCACUGCCGGCGCGGUGCCUGCUCUUGGCCCCACGUUGUGUUCCUGGGGAGGGCGCCCCUGCUGCCAGCAUGUACGGCGGAGAUGAGGUGUCGGCCAUCGUGGUCGAUGUGGGCUCCCACACGUGCAAGGCGGGCUACGCAGGGGAGGAUGCCCCCAAGGCCGUCUUCCCCUCGGUGGUGGGGGCGGUGCCCGCGGGGCCCGCCAACGAUGGGGGCUCUGCACCCUCAGCAGCAGACGGCUCGCACCCCCCGCCGCGCAAGCUGUACACCGGAAUAGCGGGGCUGGGCUACAGGCGGGACCACAUGGAGGUGGUGCCCUGCAUGGAGGCGGGCCUGGUGGCGGACUGGGACGUCCUGGAGGCGCUCUGGGACCACGCGCUCAGGGAGCGGCUGCAGGUGGACCCCCGGGAGCACCCCAUGCUGCUGGCCGAGCCGUCGCACAACACCCCCGCCGUCCGCGAAAAGACGGUGGAGCUCAUGUUCGAGAAGUACGGAGCGCCUGCCCUCUUCCUGGCUAAGAACGCGGUGCUGACGUCGUUUGCGUCGGGGCGGCCCACGUCGCUGGUGGUGGACAGCGGCGGCUCCGGCACCACCGUGGCCGCCGUGCACGACGGCCUCGUCCUGCACAAGUCGGUGCUGCGGUCGCCCCUGGGCGGCGACCUGCUGACGCGCGCCCUCCAGCUGCUGCUGCAGCACCAAGGCGUGCAGGUCCGGCCUCGUUACUCGUUCAAGCGACAGGAAGUGCGGCCCGGGGAGUUUGAGGCGGUGGCGGUGCCUGCCCCCGGGACGACGGCCAGCUACGCAGCGUUCUCGCAGCAGGCCAUCACAGCCGACGUCAAGGAGGCCGUCUGCCGAGUCGCCGACGCCGCAUUUGACGAGGCGGCGUACGCCAACGUGCCGGGCAGCAGCUACGAGCUCCCUGACGGGAACGUGAUCGAGGUGGGCAGCGACCGCUUCAAGGUGCCGGAGCUGCUGUUCAACCCGGCGGGCAUCCUCCCGGGCGUGCCGGCCGGCGCGGAGCUGGGCCUGGACGGCGCGGGGCCGCUGGCGGGCGUGGCGAGCCUGGUGCUGGACAGCGUCAACAAGUGCGACGUCGACAUCCGGCGCGAGCUCUUCAACACCAUCCUGCUGGCGGGAGGCUCCACGCUGUUCAGCUCGUUCAAGGAGCGCCUGGAGAGAGAGGUGCAGGAGAUCGCCCCUCAGACGGCCAAGGUCAAAGUCACCGCCAGCAGCAUCAACGUGGAGAAGCGCUUCAGUGUGUGGAUCGGGGGCUCCAUCCUGGCGUCCCUGGGGACCUUCCAACAAAUGUGGCUCUCCAAGAGCGAGUACGAAGAGCACGGGGCACAAUACGUGCACCGGAAGUGCCCCUGAUUCGCCCCCUCACCCGUAGGGCAACUGAACUUCUGAUUGAAGCCACUCAUAAGCAACGUUCAGGCUUUCUUUUUAAGGGCAGGAAUCCUUGGAACUUUGCCUCAAAAGCCAUUGGGCUCCUCCCAUCAACUCGUGCCAAACUCGAAGCGGGGAAAAGACGGUAAUCAUUGGCUGGACCUGGUUCAAUGCCAAUGUGCCCUCAUGACACAGACGCGGUUUCGUCAGAGGUGUGCACAUGAAGUGCACAUGUAUGAGAACUGUGCUCACAAAGUUCUCAGCACAAUCGUAAGAACCGAACUCUUCCAGGCCAACCGUCCAGACAUGACUCAAAAGUGGACAAUCUAUGUAAUUCUCAGUUUCCUUACGAAUCUUGCAUGCCAUU
This is a messenger RNA of Klebsormidium nitens, 1777 nucleotides long. The record is from the annotation of a GenBank genome assembly. Lineage: Eukaryota; Viridiplantae; Streptophyta; Klebsormidiophyceae; Klebsormidiales; Klebsormidiaceae.